This is a messenger RNA of Prunus avium (sweet cherry), 3475 nucleotides long. The record is from RefSeq and is a predicted model, not a curated record. NCBI's taxonomy places the organism in Eukaryota, Viridiplantae, Streptophyta, Magnoliopsida, Rosales, Rosaceae.
GGUUUGAUCAUCUGCCCUCGAUGUUUCCGAGACACGGUGAAUUGCAGAAACAAAAAUCUGGUGUUCGUAGCAGUUUCUUGUGUAUUUUUGUGAUCAUAUGGUUGCAGUUUCUCGAAUUAGUACAACCUUACACUGGAAACUGCGUUUGCUUUAGUCAAUCAGUCAAUCAAAAAGAAAGCAUUUAUUGGAUUUCUGUCCUGUUUCAUCAGAGCAAGGAGAUCAUUGAGUCUUCGUAUUGUUUGGGUUUUUUAUUUGAAACAAAUAGAAUUUGUCUGAUUUUGGUGUUGGGUAUUAUUUUACACUCAUGGCAGUGGAUUUAGUCGGAGGGGGUACUUUUAGAGCAGCAUUUCAAAUGCUAUUUGAUGCUGUUAUAGCAGUGAAGAAGGAGACUACCAUGUUUAAAUCUCUGCUUGGAGAUAUCAAAUCCACACUGGAGUCUUUACAGCCAGUGAUCAAAGAGAGAGAAAAAUAUAAGUCAAAGGAGGGGCUAGGAAAUUUUACAACGCAAAUGGAGGAGGGGGUAAAGCUUGUUUACAAAUGCAGCAAGGUUGGUGUGUGGAGCUGCAGAAAAUACAGAUACACCAGAAAGCUUGAUGAAUUGGAUAAAUGUCUUCAAAGACUAGUGGAGGUGUUGAAAGUGCAGUGCAUAAGGGAUGCCAAGGAGACCUUGGUUUCUUUGAGGAAUAUAGAGACGGUGCUGCAUCGAAUUGAAGGGAACUUGGUGAUGCAAAACCAACCUGAAAAAAUCAAUGGUUGGUCUUCAGUGCCUGAACCUCCACCGGUUACAGUUGGGUUGGAUGUGCCAUUGAAAGAAUUGAAGAUAAAGCUUCUUAAGGAUGAUGUGUCAAUGCUUGUGCUGACUGCUGCUGGUGGAUGUGGGAAAACCACAUUGGCAAAAAAGUUUUGUCAAGAUCAGGAAGUUAGAGAUAAAUUCAAGAACAAUAUCUUCUUCGUCACUCUUUCAAAAAAGCCCAACUUGGACCUUAUUGUACACGAGCUAUAUCAACGCAAGGGUUCCCAGGUGCCUGCUUUCGAAAAUGAAGUAAUUGCAGUUUACUGGUUGCAACAAUUUCUGAAGGAAACAUCACAAAAUCCUGUACUUUUUGUCCUGGAUGAUGUUUGGUCAGGAUCAGAGUCCCUACUUGAGAAGUUUGAUGAAUUCAAAAUGACAAAUUACAAAGUUUUGGUCACAUCAAGAUUUGCAUUUCCAAGAUUUGGUUCUCCAUAUCAUUUGGAAUCCUUGAAUGAUGAAGAUGCAAUGGCUCUUUUUCAUCAUUCAGCAUCUUUGGAGGAUAAGAGCUCUUAUGCUCGGGAAGAUCUUUCGAGAAAGAUAGUAGAGCUAUGUAAGGGAUUUCCACUUGCGAUUACAGCAGUUGGAAGAUCACUUCGCGGCCAACCUAUAGAGAUCUGGCGAAAAAGAGUAAUGGAAUGGUCUAAAGGUUCUUCUAUACUUGCAUCUAACAAUGAUUUGCUUGCUUGCCUCAAAAGCAGCAUAGAUGCCUUGGAUAAAGAAAAGCCUACACUCAAGGAAUGUUUCCUUGACCUUUGCUCAUUUCCUAAAGAUCAAAGAAUCUCUGCUGCCACCCUUAUAGAUAUGUGGGCAGAGUUAUAUGGCCUAGACGAACCUAGUCUGUCCAUUGCAAACCUCUACGAACUAACCACCCAGAGUUUAGCUAAUCUUAUAGCCGCAAGGAAUGAGCGGGAGGCUGAUGGCUAUUACACUGAACACUUCGUUACUCAGCAUGAUAUGCUUAGAGAGUUGGCUAUCCAUCAGGCAAGCCAGGACCCAAUAGGAAAGAGAAAAAGACUGAUUAUAGACAUACGUGGAGAUAAUCUUCCUAACUGGCUGACAGAGGCAAAGCAUCAGCUCAUGCAGGCUCGACUAUUAUCUAUCUCAACUGAUGGAGCCUUCUCAAAUAAAUGGCCAAACAUGCAACUACCAAAAGCAGAGGUUCUAGUUCUAAAUUUUGAAACAAAGAGCUACAACUUACCCGAAUUUGUGAAGAAAAUGGAUAAAUUAAAGGUUCUAAUAGUCACAAAUUUCAGUUUCUUACCUGCUGAAUUAAAUAAUUUUCAACUACUUGGUUCGUCAUCAAAUCUGAAGAGAAUUAGAUUGGAACACAUUUCAAUUCCUUCAAUAAGCAAGAACCUCAAACAGUUGCAAAGUGUACAGAAGAUAUCUUUGUUCAUGUGUAGCAUCGGUCAAGCUUUUAGUAAAGGUUCCAUCAACAUUUUAGAUGCAUUGCCAAAUCUAGGCGAAAUGCACAUAGAUUAUUGCCAUGAUCUGGUGGAGUUGCCUGUUGAGGUUUGUGAUCUCAUUCGCCUUAAGAAGCUUAGCAUCACCAACUGUCAUAACCUAUCCGCCUUGCCUGAAAAGAUCGGAAAGUUACUCAGUUUGGAAGUGUUGAGGCUUAGGUCUUGUACAGACUUGUUAGAGUUGCCAAGCUCGAUUAGGAACCUCAAAAAGUUAAACUUUCUUGACAUAUCCUAUUGCUUUAGCAUUAAGCAGUUGCCUGAACACAUUGGUGAGAUUUGCAGUUUAAAAAAGCUCAACAUGAGACAAUGCUCAAGAUUGCAAGAUCUGCCUGCAUCAGUUUUGGACCUUGAACAGUUGAAGAAUGUGAUAUGUGACGAAGAGACUGAAAUUUUAUGGGAACCCUUCUUACCCCUUCUCAAAAACAUACACAUAAAGGUGCUCAAAGAAGAUAUCAACCUAAAUUGGCUCCACAAGCAUCCAUCUUGAGAUUUUUCUUGAUGUUUCCAUGUUUUUCUAGCACAAAUGUGCAUUAUAGUUUCAACUUGCUAUGUUGUUGGAAGUGCCAGCACUAAAGAGAAGGUUGAUCUCUUAAAGCACAAGAUGGGGUUCUUUAUGAGACACUUGGGUGCCACCUGCAUCAUCAUUGAGACAAACUCGAAGGAGCUGGUUCAAAAUGUCAACGGCGGAAUUAGUAGGAGUGUUGGUCUAUUUGUCCCAUCCUUUCUGCUAUUAGAAAUCGUUAUAACCAGUUCAACUUUUGUAAUUGGUUGUGGAUCCCUCAUCGGUUAAAUGGUGUAGACGAUUCAAUUGCGGCGAAUGCAAGGAGGAGGAUGCACGAGGAAGUCUGGAUUCACAGACCCCCAUCAUCCCUGGUUUUUUAUCUGCAGGCAGAUGGAUUACCUUGUCCUCCAAGAUCGUAAGUUGUUGUUGGUUAGAGGCUGACAUGCAUCCCUUGGUGGCGUCCUAGUGGCUGGCCGUCUAACUGAGCUUCUUUGCUUGUUUUUUCUCUAGUCUGUUUGUUUUCCUUUUCCUGGCUGUUUGAUUGAAGGAGAUGUUCCCGCCUUCCCUUUGGCUUCGUGUCUGUAUUGUUUUGUUUGCCUAUGUUUUAAUGAUAACCUCUUUGCUAAAAAAAAAAGGCUUCGAUCUUGAUAUUUGUCUUUCCUCAACAAAUGGUUGAGCUACCUCUUGUAAUUUGUGUUUCAUUUUUUUAUCUUUUAA